AUGAGUAGCAAACUUUGGGAGUUUUUUAUUCAAGAUGAUGUGGAGAGCUUCCAGCGGCUCCUCGCAAACGCAACGUUUGCGGGGCCGCGAGCUGCAGGGGGGUCCGGAGGUGCUUCCUUAGCUGCGACAGCAGCUAACCUGACCUACAAAGCUGGAAGCCCCGGGUCGCUGAUCUCAUCCUCCCCAAAUCCUCCAAAGCAGAAGAAAAACAUCGGCUCAUCACCAGGAACAUCAGCACCUGAGCGGCCGGGCUUCCAGCGAGCUGGCAUCACUUUGUCGCGCGCCGACAUCAAUGCUCGUGACCACUAUGGCAGGACCCUCUUACAUCACAUUGCUUCGUCGUCAAAGCCCACUGCCACCAAAUUCGCUCGCGCACUGUUCGAAAUCCCGUUUCUUGACAUCUAUGUACAGGACUGGGAGAGUGGAUGGACGGCACUCCACCGUGCCCUUUAUGCGGGCAAUGCUACAAUCGCCUUAGCAUUGAUGGAGCGGAACCAGCGGGAUGCGACCGAUUUCAGCAAAGUGGAAAAAACAGGACAGAUUGGAAGCUUGAUCAAGAUUAAGGACCGUGAGGGCUACAGCCCGUUCGAUGUUUAUGGAGCGACCAUUACCUCUCGUGAUAUCAAACGGAUGACUUCUUUAAGACCGUGGAACCUUGAUACUGCCGUUGACUCCUUGAGAGAAGGCGAUGCUGAUUCGAGUGCCGGAUCUAAUGACGAAGAUGACGUUGAAGAGGAUGUCUAUCUUUCUCGAUUUUCAUUACAGUCAACACCAACCGAUUUUUCCGCCGAUGAAGUUUUUACCUUCGGUAGCAACAAGAACUUGAACCUUGGGCUUGGGGAUCAGGAUGACCGUCAGUUUCCUGAACGGGUCACCCUGAAGCGUCCCGAACAUCUUUUGAAUCGGUUUUACCGUGAAUAUCAGGAAGAGCUAGGGCUUGAGCCUGUUACCACAGAUGGAUUGCCAACGCUUAUCAGAAACAAGCCAAUGAAAAUACAAAACACUAUCAUGUCCAAGUUACACACUGCAAUCAUCACGGAUGAUCCGGAGGCCAAUCUGUUCAUCUGUGGGUUUGGACCGGGCGGUCGCCUGGGGACGGGCGAUGAAGCUACACGAUUCACCUUUUCCUGUAUCGAAACAGGUGGGUUGUCAGGAAAGAAGGUCAUGUCGGCCGCCCUCGGCCAAGACCACACCCUGGCUAUCACAGAGUACGGCGAGAUCUUUAGCUGGGGAAGUAACAAGUUCGGACAGCUAGGAUAUGGUCUACCCAGGACCAACAACAAAAAUGAUGUUCCUAUCCAGACGACACCCCGCCAGAUUUUCAACCCAUUCAAGAAGGAAAGAAUCCUUGGUGCAGCGGCAUCUUCGAUUCACUCGGUGGUCUUCAGCACUUCCGGUCUGUAUACCUUUGGCAAGAAUGAGGGCCAGCUCGGCUUAGUAGAUUCGGAUGCACGUUCGCUUGAAGUUCAAACGACCCCCCGGCGGGUUGGAGCGUCACUCUUCAACUCCCCGAUUCAGAUGGUAUCUGCCAUUGAUCAAGCCACUGCUGUGCUCUUGCAAAACCAUGAGGUCUGGGUGUUUUCACAAUAUGGCUACUCGAAGCUAGCAUUUCCGCUGGAGGCCACUUCAAGGUUUAUCCGAGACAGCUUCAUGGCGACAAGAUAUGAUGCUUCAGUGAAUCGUAUAGUCAAGCUGACAUGUGGUGGAAGCACUAUCUGCGCUUUGUCUAGCUCUGGUGAUGUAUUUACUGUCCAGGUCAACAAGCCCGAGAAUCCAUCGAUACCGACCUCGACCACAAACCCAGCCAAAACCCGCAAUUCUUUAGCACCACCCGUGAGAGCUUGGUCUGCUAAGCAGUCGCACAUGGCUGCUAGCGAUGUGGAUGUGGGCCAGGACGGAUCGAUCAUCAUCUGCACGACAUCGGGCUCCGCCUGGAGAAAGGAGAAACGGACAAAGAAAAAGGAAGGCACUUUCAAGGACUACAAAUUCGCCCGCAUACCGUCUCUGUCAAGGGCCGUAGCCGUGCGCAGCAAUGCUUUUGGGGCCUAUGCUGUCGCCCAACGCGACUACAACGUGACAAGAGAACAAGUCCACAUCUCUGGAAGUACUCUUUUGGAUGACCUCUUGCCACUCUCGCCCUUUGGGCUCCCCGCUCCGGAUGAUGUAGAGACAAUGUUGGAAGGUGGAACAGAUCCAAUGGAGAUGUCUUGUGCAGCAGCCAUCAAAAGAGCCAUAUUAUCGUCUACGAAUAUGGAGGACCAAUACCUCUCUAUGCGCACCGAGGGGACUGUUUGGAUCACUAGCUCUCUGUCCGAUGCACGGAUUCCAGUGCACGAGUUUUUGCUAAGUGGUCGUAGUCCCGUUCUCAGGAAGGCACUUCAGGAGUUCCGGGCAUCAUACUACUCCUCUGUUCCUGAUGUUCUCGACGUCGAGUACGGAAAGGAUGGUCACAUGCAGAUCCAGCUCCAUGGCGUUGACUUCCUCACGGUUCUAAACCUUGCCCUCUUCUUCUACACCGAUAAUGUUCUCGAUGUUUGGCAUAAAGUGAAAACCUCUCCCCAAAAUGCCACCCGCUAUCGGCAAGUACGCACAGAAGUGAUGCGAGUUGCUCUUCAGCUUGGGCUGCCAACCCUUGAACGUGCCGCGAGAUUAAUGCUAGACCCUGAGCCAAGUUUGAAGCAUGACAUGGCCCUUGCCAUCAACCAUAGCUCAUUCUUUGAUGAUGCAGAUGUGGUGGUUCAGCUUAAAGGUGAUUCCGUCAAGGUUCACAGCCAGGUGGUUUGCCAGAGAUGCCCGUUCUUUGAUGCGCUAUUUCAUGGGCGAUCUGGUGGCCGGUGGCUUGCCCCACGAAAGGCAGACCGCUCGGGGGCCAUUCAUGUUGAUCUCAAACAUAUUGACCGAUCGACAUUCCUCUUUGUUCUGCAAUACAUGUAUGCAGAUACCGAAGAGAAAUUAUUCCAUGAAGUGCGGACUAAGACUCUUGAUGACUUUAUUGACUUGCUCCUCGACGUCACUUAUGUGGCGAACGAACUGAUGAUUGACAGACUAUCGCAGAUCUGUCAGAAUAUGCUUGGUCGUUUUGUCAACACACGCAAUAUCACGUAUCUUCUUAACUCGGUCUCCCCUAUCUACAUGGGGGAGUUCAAAGAGGCUGCCCUCGAGCAUAUUUGUCUUGACCUCGAGUCUAUGCUUACGAACAGAUAUCUCGACGGACUUGAUGAUGAUCUUCUCGCUGCGCUCGAUAAAGUCUGCCAAGGGAAUCAACUGGCUUCCUAUCCCAUAUCUCGUGGACGCAACACCGAAGCAUAUGUGUUCGAGAAAUAUCCGGAGAUUGUCAGCUCGAUCAAAUCGGACCAACGACGACGGAUCGAUGCAAUGGCCUUGCAAUCCCGCCUGAGCCAAGUCGAGUCAUAUGACGUUCGAUCUCGCCCGCCAACAAAUGACAAGUGUAAUGCUUCUCCGUCUGUUCGUAAACCAAAGGCUGGCGUUUCUAGGGAGAUGACUAGUCCCACCACUAGCCCUAUGCUGAAGGCACAGCAGUCGACGGGAGACCUCAUGUUCCAGAUGGAUGAUGAAGCUGCUCUUUCUCCAUUCGAUGCCAAGGGCAAAGCACCCAUGCGUGGACUGAGAUUCAGUGAAGAUAGAGGCCGAUCGUACCCCAAUUCUCCGGCAUUGGGAGCAAGCAUCCCUGAGGAUGAUUCGCUACGAGAUCGAAGCUUUUUGGAUCAGCAAAUGUCUUCUCCGCGAGGUCCAUUGCUUGCCGAGUCUCCGACUGAAUCUAAAGCAAUUGCCAUGCACCAAAGACGGAGCUUGGCGUCAUCAGGUGACGCCUCUACGGCGCCGUGGAACUCCCCUGUCAUAUCUGAUGGCAAGAGAGACCUCCAGGAUAUCAUGAGCGAGACCUCCCAGUCCCGGGUGUCAAAUCUCACCCUUGGUAUGACAGCCAGAAAAGAAAGCAGUGGUAACUUCACGCCGAAAAUAUCUCAAAAGGAACGGAAGAAGAUGCAACAGCAACAAAUGCAAGAAAAACUGGCCGCACAACAAAAGGCUAAGGAUGCUCCAUCAAAUCCAUGGCAGUUGCCGACGUCGACUUCCUCAAGUGUACAGGGCAAACCUGGUCCCCUGCCAGGCCAGAGUGGGUCCAGUACACCAGCUCCUGAGCCCGUUAAGACGCCCCAAAAACCUUCCAUGACUCUCAGACAAACUGUAGCUGGCACACCGCCGCCUCGGUCUCAGCCAGUGGCUACUCCAGUGCAGCAACAGAGCCGCAAAGUCUCGGCCAGCAUGCAACAGUCCCCCUUCUCCAAAUCACCGCCCUCCGGCCCUGCCACUCCAUACCAACAAUCCCUUCCCAAACCAUCCCCCCAACCUAGCAUUCAAUCAAUCCGCCACAUUCCACGUCCCGAUGCCCACCUUCGCUCCCCGUCUUAUGGGUCAUUUUCCAUAGCAGCUAUUUUGGAGCAACAGCAGGCCGAAAAGGAUGAGAUCCGGGAAGCAGCUACAGCCAAGCAUAACAUGGAAGAUAUCCAAGCUGAGCAACAGUUCCAGCAGUGGUGGGAUCAAGAGAGCAAGCGUGUACAGGGCCUUCUCGAGCCCGAGCCAGAACCCCAGCAGCGCGGCGGUAAAGGUGGCCGUGGCGGUAAAGCUGCUGGUGCAUCUGGAAGUUCACGCAAGCGUCGUGGAAACAAGAAUCCAGCUCCUGACGGUGUCGACUCUCGGAGCCAGAAGCAAGCUUCAGCCCCAGCUUCGGGUCAGGCCACACCGAAAAAGAAUGUGAACGGCCCAUCCCCGCUUCCACAACAACAGCCAAAUGGAAGUGGAAACCAUGUUUCCACCGGGCCGGGCAAAAACGCUCGUCGUGGAGGUACCUCAAGCAGGGGCAAGGGACGAGACCGUGGAUAG
Molecule: messenger RNA, 4902 nt
Organism: Penicillium pulvis
Lineage: Eukaryota; Fungi; Ascomycota; Eurotiomycetes; Eurotiales; Aspergillaceae
Product: BTB domain and ankyrin repeat protein
Exons: 3
Coding region: 1-4902 (1633 amino acids)
Molecular function (GO): protein binding
Source: RefSeq, a predicted model, not a curated record